AUGACCGGCCUGCACAAUUCGAAUAUUAAGGAAAUCAAAGUGCCCUUUGCAAAUGGAAGCAAGUUUUAUCAAUAUUUUGCAGCAUUGACUGUCAAUUUGGGAAUAGUAUGCAGCGAAAUGCAUUAUGGCUGGCCGUCCCCUUAUAUUCCAGUUCUGCGCAGUGGAAAUUACACUUUCCAGAUAACCAGCGAAGAGGGAUCCUGGCUGACGGUAAUCCCACUGAUUGGGGCCAUAACGGGCGCUUUCGUCACUGCUCUGAUUGUGGACAGAUUGGGGAGAAAGAAACUGAUCAUAUUUUCCUCGAUUCCCUUUCUAGCGUCUUGGCUAAUGGUUGGAUUCGCGAAGUCAUCGAGUUGGAUGUUCGUCGGUCGUUUUCUAGCAGGUGCUGCCGAUGGAUUAUCGUUCACUGCAGUGCCCAUGUAUCUGGGAGAAAUAGCUGAACCGAGAAUAAGAGGCCUCCUAGCCUCAGCCUGUCCAGUCCUGAUAGUAUUCGGCAUACUCCUCAUCAAUAUCCUGGGAAGCUGCCUGCCACUGGACACAGUGGCCUUCAUCGGAACGGCCAUCCCCAUAUUUCUCCUCCUCACUUUCUCUUGGAUGCCAGAAAGCCCCUACUUCUAUUUGAUGAGGGGUAAUGAGAAGGAAGCGAGGAAGAGCCUCCAGAAGUUCAGAGGAAGGAGUAACGUUGAAGCUGAGUUGAGGAGAAUGUCCAAGGCUGUGAUCGAGCAGAAUGAAACUAGAGGAUCUUUCUUGGACUUGUUGAGGAUCAGGAGUAAUCGGAAGGGAUUGAUUAUUACAUUAGGUUUGAGAGGAGUUCAGCAGCUAACAGGUACUACAGUCAUAAUAUUCUACUGCAAGACGAUAUUCGAAGAAUCUAAUGGUUUCAUCGCAGCCAGUACAGCUACAAUCAUAUACUUCUCAGUGCAACUGUUCUUAUCGGCAGUGAGCUCAUUCGUGGUGGAUUUUUCCGGAAGAAGACCACUACUGAUUAUAUCCACCGCAGGUACUGCUGUCACCUUGUUGGUGAAUGGUACCUACUUGUAUUUGAAGAACUGUUCAAAUAUUGACAUUAGUGGAUUGGACUUCAUCCCUCUUCUGUGUCUACUCUGCUUCGUGAUCAUAUUCAGCUCAGGUUUGCAGACGAUUCCUUUGCUAGUGAUGGGGGAGAUAUUUCCAACUAAUGUUAAAGCUUUUGCACUUUGCUCGAUGGAUAUCUACUAUAGUGUUAUGUGUACUCUAAUUUCGAAAUAUUUCCAUUGGUCUAGUGAGACGUAUGGAAUGCAUGUGCCCUUCUUUACUUUCACAGUUUGCUGUAGUCUGGGACUUGUUUUUAUAAUUUACUGUAUCCCUGAAACCAAAGGGAAGACUCUAGAAGAUAUUCAGGCUGAACUAGGUAGUCAUGAUAAGAAAAUCAUUAUAUUGAAUCCAGAAUCAUUUGUUUAUUAG
Messenger RNA from Phaedon cochleariae (mustard beetle), 1443 nucleotides. The record is from the annotation of a GenBank genome assembly. Lineage: Eukaryota; Metazoa; Arthropoda; Insecta; Coleoptera; Chrysomelidae.